Musa acuminata AAA Group (dessert banana) is the source of this 501-nucleotide messenger RNA. RefSeq names its product acyl transferase 5-like. The record is from RefSeq and is a predicted model, not a curated record. The transcript has a single exon. The coding region runs from base 1 to 501 and encodes 166 amino acids. Lineage: Eukaryota; Viridiplantae; Streptophyta; Magnoliopsida; Zingiberales; Musaceae.
AUGGGCGGAGGCGCCGGAUUCGUCGCGUUCAUGCAAACCGUGGCAGACAUGGCCAGUGGUCGCGCUGCGCCGUCUGUCAUGCCGGCCUGGGGCAGGGAAGCCAUCCCCAACCCAGCGAAGCCCAUCUUGAUGGGUGGUCCGCCUCCGGUCUUCACUCCCAUGGACUUGCAGAAACUCGCAGUGGACAUACCUUUGGAUCACAUCAACCAGCUGAAGAGCGAGUACGCGAAGGAGACCGGCGAAAGAUGCUCCACGUUUGACGUCGUGCUCGCCAAGGUGUGGCAGUGCCGCGCACAGGCGAUCGGUCUCCACCCCGACGCCGACGUCCGCGUCGCCUUCGCCGCCAGAACGGUUCACCUCCUGAAAGACGUGCUGCCGGAGGGCUUCUACGGGAACUGCGGCUACCCCCUAACCGUCUCCGCGGCCUCCGGCAAGCUCACGAACGCGUCCUUGGUGGAGGUGGUGACCCCUAGUAUGAAAGCCGAGGGCAAAAUCGUAUGA